Molecule: messenger RNA, 3447 nt
Organism: Capsicum annuum
Lineage: Eukaryota; Viridiplantae; Streptophyta; Magnoliopsida; Solanales; Solanaceae
Product: plasma membrane ATPase 1
Exons: 22
Coding region: 269-3139 (956 amino acids)
Biological process (GO): proton export across plasma membrane; regulation of intracellular pH
Cellular component (GO): plasma membrane
Molecular function (GO): ATP hydrolysis activity; P-type proton-exporting transporter activity; ATP binding
Source: RefSeq, a predicted model, not a curated record
UCAACGUCCAGAAGUGCAGAGGGAACAUUGUCCCAAUAAAUAAAGGAAACAGUGUAUAGCUGCCAAGUGCAACAUCUUUAUUUACUUACCACAACACAAUUCUUCCACUUUGAUCAAAUCUCAGAGACUAUACAAAUACUAUAUAUAAGCUGUAAAGUUAGUUCCAAAAGUUGAACCCUCAUCUUUAGACUUUUCUUCUUCUCAUAUUCACUAAAUUUCUCUUCACUACUUUCUAGAAGAGAAGAGGUAAACUAGAAAAGGGGUAACAAUGACAGAUAGAGAUAAAGUUCUGGAGGCUCUCAAAAAGGAGGCUGUUGAUUUGGAAAACAUACCACUGGAGGAGGUUUUCCAGAAUCUAAGGUGUAACAGAGAGGGGCUUACUUCCCAAGAUGCUCAGAGGAGACUAGAAAUUUUUGGUUAUAAUAAGCUUGAGGAGAAGCAUGAAAGUAAAUUCCUCAAGUUUCUAGGAUUUAUGUGGAAUCCACUUUCAUGGGUCAUGGAGGCUGCAGCAAUUAUGGCCAUUUGUCUUGCCAAUGGAGGAGGGAAACCACCUGAUUGGCAAGAUUUUGUCGGGAUUAUUUCCCUUCUUUUGAUUAAUUCAACGAUAAGCUUCAUAGAGGAAAAUAAUGCUGGUAAUGCUGCUGCUGCUCUCAUGGCCCGUCUUGCUCCCAAAGCAAAGGUUCUUCGAGAUGGAAAAUGGGUUGAGGAAGAUGCUGCUGUUCUUGUUCCAGGUGACAUAAUCAGCAUAAAACUUGGGGAUAUAGUCCCAGCUGACGCACGUCUCCUUGAUGGUGAUCCAUUGAAAAUAGACCAGUCUGCUCUAACAGGGGAGUCUCUUCCAGUGACAAAGGGCCCUGGAGAUGAAGUUUUUUCAGGAUCUACAUGCAAACAGGGUGAGAUUGAAGCAGUGGUCAUUGCCACGGGUGUGCAUACAUUCUUUGGAAAGGCUGCCCACCUUGUGGACUCCACAAUUCAAGUGGGACAUUUUCAAAAGGUCUUGACUGCAAUAGGGAACUUCUGUAUUUGUUCCAUUGCCUUGGGGAUGAUUGUCGAAAUCAUUGUCAUGUACCCCAUUCAACAGCGGGACUACCGUCCAGGGAUUGACAACUUGCUUGUUCUUCUGAUCGGGGGCAUUCCAAUUGCAAUGCCAACAGUCCUAUCUGUAACGAUGGCAAUUGGCUCUCACCGUUUAUCUCAGCAGGGUGCCAUCACAAAAAGGAUGACUGCUAUUGAGGAAAUGGCAGGCAUGGACGUGCUGUGCAGUGAUAAAACUGGAACCUUAACAUUGAACAAAUUAACUGUCGAUAAAAAUCUGAUUGAGGUCUUUGCAAAAGGAGUAGAUGUUGAUUCCGUGGUUCUAAUGGCUGCUAGAGCUUCACGGGUGGAAAACCAAGAUGCUAUUGAUGCUGCCAUUGUGGGGAUGUUGGCUGAUCCUAAAGAGGCUAGAGCUGGAAUUCAAGAGGUUCAUUUCCUUCCAUUCAAUCCAACUGAUAAGCGCACAGCUCUAACAUAUCUCGACAGUGAAGGCAAAAUGCAUCGAGUCAGUAAAGGUGCCCCGGAACAGAUUUUGAACCUUGCGCACAAUAAAUCUGAGAUACAGCACAAGGUUCAUGCUGUCAUCGAUAAAUUUGCUGAGCGAGGAUUACGUUCUCUUGCAGUAGCUUAUCAGGAAGUCCCUGAAGGAAGAAAGCAGUCUCCUGGAAGUCCAUGGCAAUUUAUUGGUCUCAUGCCUCUUUUUGAUCCACCAAGGCAUGAUAGUGCAGAGACAAUAAGACGGGCCUUAAAUCUUGGUGUGAAUGUGAAAAUGAUCACUGGUGAUCAACUAGCAAUUGGAAAGGAGACAGGACGCCGUUUGGGAAUGGGAAACAAUAUGUAUCCUGCUGCGUCUUUACUGGGUCAGGACAAGGAUGAGUCCAUUGUAGCUAUGCCUGUUGAUGAUCUGAUCGAAAAAGCAGAUGGUUUUGCUGGUGUUUUUCCUGAGCACAAAUAUGAAAUUGUGAAACGUUUACAAGAUAGAAAGCAUAUAUGUGGCAUGACUGGCGAUGGCGUGAAUGAUGCACCUGCUUUAAAAAGAGCUGAUAUUGGAAUAGCCGUUGCAGAUGCAACAGAUGCUGCCCGCAGUGCUUCUGAUAUAGUCCUCACAGAACCUGGCCUGAGUGUCAUUAUUAGUGCUGUACUAACUAGUCGUGCAAUCUUUCAGAGAAUGAAAAACUACACGAUUUAUGCAGUCUCCAUUACUAUCCGUAUAGUGCUUGGCUUUAUGUUACUUGCUCUGAUUUGGAAGUUUGAUUUCCCACCUUUCAUGGUCUUAAUUAUUGCAAUCCUUAAUGAUGGCACCAUAAUGACAAUAUCGAAGGACAGGGUAAAACCUUCUCCUUUGCCUGACAGCUGGAAACUUUCAGAAAUUUUUGCAACUGGAAUUGUUCUUGGUGGUUAUCUAGCAAUGAUGACAGUCAUUUUCUUUUGGGCUGCAUAUGAAACAGACUACUUUCCGCGUGUUUUUGGAGUUUCAACACUGGAGAAAGGAUUUGCUCAGGACAACUUCAGAAAGCUCGCCUCAGCAGUAUAUCUACAAGUGAGUACCAUCAGUCAGGCUCUAAUCUUUGUAACGCGAGCUAGAAGUUGGUCAUUUAUUGAGCGUCCAGGAUUUUUGCUCGUGGUGGCAUUUCUUCUCGCCCAACUGGUCGCUACUCUUAUCGCUGUGUAUGCAAAUUGGAGUUUUGCAGCAAUUAAAGGGAUUGGAUGGGGAUGGGCAGGAGUUAUUUGGCUGUAUAACCUUGUGUUUUACAUUCCACUUGAUUUUAUAAAGUUCUCCAUCAGAUAUGCCUUGAGCGGGAAGGCCUGGGAUCUGCUUAUCGAGCAAAGGAUUGCAUUUACAAAGAAAAAGAACUUUGGGAAAGAAGAACGCGAGCUCAAAUGGGCACAGGCACAGAGAACCCUUCAUGGGCUGCAUCCACCUGAGACUCAUUAUGGGGAUCGCAGCAGUCAUGCUGAUCUCAAUCAAAUAGCAGAUGAGGCAAGACGAAGAGCUGAGAUGGCAAGGCUAAGGGAAUUGCGCACUCUGAAAGGGCACGUUGAAUCAGUUGUGAAAAUGAAGAAUCUUGACAUUGAAACAAUACCACAGUCAUAUACAGUUUGAGCGGGAUGAUGUUCAUCCAUAUGUUAUUAUACUUUACUAUCUUUUAGGUUCGUUUAAACCUUUUCUUUUCUUGCUGAAUUUGAACUUUGUUCGCUUGGUACAUUUGUCAACCCCAGACUAAAGCUUAAUUAGGUAUAGAAGUCUCCAACUUGGAGAUAGAGCUUUUGCUUGAUGAUAUGAUGUUACUAGUAUGAAGGGAAUGUGGCUGGUUAGAUGAGAUUCCAUGGUUAGAGCAAAAACAGUGUCACAAGUUCUAAAAUGUUCUCUAUCCUGGAAGUAUAUGUGUGAUUGUUGCGACUUCAAGACAA